Molecule: messenger RNA, 2098 nt
Organism: Achroia grisella
Lineage: Eukaryota; Metazoa; Arthropoda; Insecta; Lepidoptera; Pyralidae
Gene: MAPk-Ak2
Product: MAP kinase-activated protein kinase 2
Exons: 8
Coding region: 211-1254 (347 amino acids)
Biological process (GO): peptidyl-serine phosphorylation; protein autophosphorylation; intracellular signal transduction
Cellular component (GO): nucleus; cytoplasm
Molecular function (GO): calmodulin binding; calcium/calmodulin-dependent protein kinase activity; mitogen-activated protein kinase binding
Source: RefSeq, a predicted model, not a curated record
UGUCGAUUGCUCAAUGGUAUAAUUUGUCAUCACUACGAAUUUAGAUAAAAUAAAACUAGUUACAUAGAAUAUUUCAUAGAUUGUCUUGUGUUGUGAAAAUUUAUGUAAUAAAAUUGAUUUGAAACGAACUUUCAGUGACUGGAACACAGUGUUAGUGUGUGUAAUUUUGUUUCUCCAGUUUAAAUCUUAUGUUGACAUUGCUUUGGAAAAAUGAAUAAUUUUACAAAAACUCCGAAAACCACACCGAUUAUUGAAGACUAUGACAUAUCAAACACUGUUCUUGGCCUCGGUAUUAACGGCAAGGUGGUAGAAUGUCACGACAAAAGAACACAGAAGAAGCGAGCAUUAAAGGUUCUGCACGACAGCGCAAAAGCCAGGAGAGAGGUGGAACUCCAUUGGAGAGCCAGCGGCUGUAGGCAUAUAGUCGAAAUUAUAGACGUGUAUGACAACACCUACGGUGGGAAACGAUGCUUGCUGGUUGUGAUGGAGUGCAUGGCCGGUGGAGAGUUAUUCCAGCGGAUACAGGACAACAGCGAUGGAGCAUUCACUGAACGACAAGCAGCUGAGAUAAUGCACUCCAUCUGCGUCGCAGUUCGACAUCUACACGACUAUAAUAUCGCUCACCGAGAUAUCAAGCCUGAAAAUUUAUUGUACACAAGCAUGGAACCAAACGCACACCUCAAACUUACAGAUUUCGGGUUCGCAAAAGAGACCCUAACGCCUGCCGACACGCUCCAAACUCCCUGUUACACCCCGUACUAUGUAGCACCCGAGGUUUUAGGACCUGAGAAAUAUGACAAAUCGUGCGACGUUUGGUCCCUCGGGGUUGUGAUGUACAUCCUAUUGUGUGGGUUCCCGCCUUUCUACUCCAACCACGGUCUAGCCAUAUCACCCGGGAUGAAGAAGCGUAUAAGACUAGGUCAGUAUGACUUCCCUGCGCCAGAGUGGUCCAACGUGUCAUCCGAAGCCAAGAAUCUCAUCAAGGGAAUGUUGUCCGUAGACCCAGCCAAGCGUCUCACCAUAGAACAAGUAAUGGCGAGCCCCUGGAUUCGACAGUAUACACAAGUGCCCCAAACUCCUCUCUAUACCCACACGCUACUCCGCGAGGGAGGAGAAGCAUGGGCGGACGUGCAGGACGAGAUGACGAGGUCCCUAGCUACAAUGCGUGUCGAUUAUGACCAAGUACAAAUCAAAGCGCUAGAAAACAGCAACAACACAUUAUUAAAUAAACGACGAAACAAGGUCGGAGCUUAGAGUGUAAUUUUAAGGUAUAGCUUAUUGUACUGUUUAUAUAUAGUUUGACCGGGUUUCUUUCUUAAUUCUAAGACUGUUAAGAAAAUGGGUUACCCCACAGAGGGUAGGAACUGUUAACUUAAUUUUGACUCGAUAUUCAAAUAAUCAUGCUGCUUGCAUACUUAAAUUCUAUAUAUUUACGAACUUAGUGCAAUAUUGUUUGUGCCAAUUGUACCUAAUGUUUUAGAACUACAUUCUUACGAAGGUACUAUGCUUCGUGGUUUGACAAUAACUUAGUUAUUUCAGUUUUGAUGCAAAUAAGAAAAACAACAAUAACAUAUUUAUAUUGAAAAAUUGUUUAUGCACUUUGUUAUAUGUACAUACAUUACCGAUCUCUCCUUUUUUUAAUUCUUACAAAGACCUUUAUAAAAACUAUACAUAGAUAUAACAAAAUUAUUUUCAUUUCGAAACACCGCCCGUAACACUCCACUUGUUUUUUUGGAUGAAUGGAUAAUAAUUGGAAUGGUAAUCCAGUCUUCGCUACCGGUUUACGCUGGCAUGGCACCAGUUGAGUAUAACAAGAUGAACAUCAGGUUUAGUUCAGUUAGCCCAUCGUAGCAAAUUAACAAGGUAUUUAUCAAGAUAGUUUCAAAUCCAGCGCCGCUUAGGAACAUUCUUUCGGCAUACGCUGAUCCAGUUUAUUUUACCGCCUUUAUUUCAGUACCCCUUAAAUGUAUUUUUUAUGUAAUUUCAUUGGCAGCAAUAAAUUAUUGUUAUUCUUAUAAUAAAGAGUAUAUUUUUUCUUUUCUCUUUUUAAGAGGUCUUUGCAUUAUAUAUAUCACACGCAAGUACAUCACUUUAAAAG